AUGUCACAGAACCACUUAUCACAAAUUGGAAGAACAAUUUCAGAGUCAGAAUUAGAAUCAAAAUAUAUUUUAAAGAAAGAUGCGAAUAAGAUAUUCGAAGAGUUCAUUAGGAAAAAAACCAAUUAUAGAAAACAUAUGGAAGAGAAGGAAAUAGAUUUGAAUCGAACUAAGCUGAAUACUGGUCGCAACGGAUAUUCGGUCAGCGCCAGAUGGUCAGUUAUCAAAUUAAGUAAUCCCACGAAAUCAUUUAAAGUAGGAGAAAGACUACGACUAACUGUUUAUUUGAAAGAUAAACUUCGACGGAGAAUUAAUCGGGGCGGGGAUGUUCUGAGAAUAUGGAUGAAAGAGACAUCAAUAGGCGCAAACGUCAACGGUGCUGUCAUUGAUAACGGCGAUGGUACGUACACCGGCGAGGUGCUCUUACCCUGGGCAGGCAGGCCAUCUAUCUACGUGGCUCUAAGUCACAACAGAGAGGACAUCCAAUCUGUAACAAACGCAAUCGACAAAUAUGGCGUCCUCAACAAGAUGUAUGCCCUGUUUCAGAGUAAGGACAAGACUGUUAAAGAAAGCGUUCCUUGUGGACCGUUGCCUUUGUUUGCGUUGGACGAGGAAAGGAUGUGCAAUCUUACCCGUUAUAACUAUGGUUAUAAAUGGUUUAGUGCAAAACCGUCUUCUGUGAAUCUCUUUUGUUCCGACUGGACAGCUAUUAGGGGUACAAACAACAUCACUGUUCCGGAUCACGUGGCAAACAGAAUCAGAUAUACACAACACCAGCACAUUGGUAAAGAUAUACAGAUCACUGUCGAUGGAGAACCAGGCGAAGUGAUGAAAACCAAGACAAAUCUAUGUUCCCGUCGCCCGAGAGAAAACUCCUGGUUGGAACCAACUCCAUCCGGAUUCCACUACCAAAGCAAUUGGACGAUUACCUCCUGUCGGAGUAACCUGACGCGAACGGUUAGGAACUACCAUAAAUGUCUCGCGGGGCGCCAUCUACUGCUAAUGGGUGAUUCUAACACUAGAGGGUUCAUACGUUUGCUUGUUCCCAUGCUCAAAAUGACUUUUCGAACAAGACCUAUGCCAGUAUCCUCUUGGCACGAAUUUACUUACGCUGAAAAUCAGUAUAAUAAUUCAUUGUCGUGGUAUCCUCACGAAUCUCCAUUCUUCGCAAAUUUCUUUGUGCCUAAGUAUAAGCUACAACCAGUUUCAAAACAUUUGGACGAAAUAGGUGCCAAGAAUAACAGCGUGAUUCUUAUACACCUAUGGGGACAUUUCAUGAGAAUACCAUACGACGUGUUUCGAUUACAUGUUCGUAAAAUCCGAGAAUCAGUGGAUCAACUGCUUAUCAGAUCCCCGGAUGUAGACAUUGUAAUUAAGGGUCCACAUGCGAUGACGUACUUCGACUGGAUUGCUCCAGUGGACUCGAUAUGGCGGAAACACAAACGGAUUUGGUUUGAGGAGUUUAAAGGACUUCAUGGCAAGGUUUUGUUUCUUAACUUUUGGGAUAUGACAGUUGGGACAGAGAAUGUUGACAUCCAUCCUUCCGAGCCAGUGAUCUGGAGUCAAAUACAUAUGUUUAUGCAACUAUUGUGUCAAAAUACCUAUAGGUGA
Molecule: messenger RNA, 1608 nt
Organism: Ylistrum balloti
Lineage: Eukaryota; Metazoa; Mollusca; Bivalvia; Pectinida; Pectinidae
Product: NXPE family member 2-like
Exons: 3
Coding region: 1-1608 (535 amino acids)
Source: RefSeq, a predicted model, not a curated record